AUGACAGAUAAGAUCCAGAAGAUGGGGAAUCAGCCCUCCACAGAUUCAACCGAUAUCGACCAAGCCAUAGGCAAUGUGAAGCAGAAUAUUGAUAAAGCCAUAGACGAUGCGAAGCGGGAUAUUGACCAAGCCAUGGACGAUACGCUGCGGAAUCUCGACCGAGUCUUUUACGAUGUAGAGUGGAAUAUGAGGGCUUUGAGACGGGAUACAGAGAGGUUUCAUGUAAUCAUAAAUGAAAAGUGUGACGGAGUCCGAUGCAAGGACUAUUUGCAGUGGGAUAUCGAAACACUCCACACACACGGCAUCACCUUAAAGGAAAUCAAAGAAACACUUGGCAGGCAGGGCAUCUACUACUUCUCUCAGGAAGAGACUGACAAAUGGCUUCAUGUGAGAACAAGAUCAUUUUUAUCCUACAUAAAUACUAUACAACAGAAUAUCUCAUCGCAUCGCAAGGAGUUAACUUUCAAGGGCUACAUACUUGACAAUGGACCAGAUAUUGCAGCAGACGCUCAAUUGUUCCUGGAUAACGAUGUCAAAGAGUAUGACGUGUUUGAGGCCGUUUACUCCUAUCCUUUCUUUGUUGCCCAACGACUCGUGACGGACAAUCUGAGAUUCGCUAUUCAUAUCCUUGAAGUCAAAGUCAGGCGAGAGUUAGAUUGCGAGGAAUCUUAUAGCGAUGACCAGGACUUUUCUAUCGGCCAAGAAGAGGCACUUGUCCAGCUAAAGUCUUGUCUCAAGCAAAUCGAUCCAGACAGUCCUAUACCGGCCGAGGAAGUUACGAAGCUGCGUAAUCUUUGUGACAUAUUUGAUGCAGCAGCUGAAGUCUAG
Messenger RNA from Aspergillus affinis, 828 nucleotides. RefSeq lists its product as uncharacterized. The record is from RefSeq and is a predicted model, not a curated record. NCBI's taxonomy places the organism in Eukaryota, Fungi, Ascomycota, Eurotiomycetes, Eurotiales, Aspergillaceae. The transcript has 2 exons. Bases 1 to 828 code for a protein of 275 amino acids.